AUGGCGCAAACCGCUCUUGUUACCUCGAAGGGUCGCUUCCUCUUUACCUCAGAGAGCGUGAAUGAGGGACACCCUGACAAGCUCUGCGACCAAGUCUCAGACGCUAUUCUAGAUGCGUGUCUGGCAGAAGACCCAAAUAGCAAGGUGGCAUGUGAGACGUGCACAAAGACCGGAAUGGUCAUGAUAUUUGGCGAAAUUAGUACCAAUGCCAACGUGGAUUACGAGAAGAUCAUCCGGGAAACCUGCAGGGACAUCGGGUAUGACGAUGAGUCAAAGGGCCUCGACUACAAGACAAUGAAAGUCGUAGUGGCAAUCGAGGAUCAGAGCCCCGAUAUCGCCCAGGCCGUCCAUCUUAACAAAAAAAUUGAGGAAAUCGGAGCAGGCGACCAAGGUCACAUGUUUGGUUACGCGUGCGAUGAAACUCCAGAGUUGAUGCCGCUUAGCCACUCGUUGGCAACUUCUCUGGGCAAGCGGCUGACAGAUGUUCGGAAAACCGGAAUACUGCCGUAUAUCCGCCCGGACGGAAAGACUCAGGUUACAGUUGAGUAUGACAACACUAUCGGCGAACCAGUGCCGGUUCGCGUGCACACAAUCGUCAUUUCGACGCAACACGCGCCCGAGGUUGAUAACGAGCAGCUGAGGCGGGACAUCAUUGAACAUGUUAUCAAGCCGGUUGUUCCCGAACGAUAUCUCGACGCAAACACCAUUUAUCAUUUGAACCCGUCUGGGCGAUUUGUUAUAGGAGGACCGCAUGGGGAUGCAGGGCUCACAGGCCGCAAGAUCAUCAUCGACACAUAUGGUGGCUGGGGAGCACACGGGGGUGGAGCUUUCAGUGGCAAAGAUUCUACAAAAGUUGAUAGGAGUGCAGCCUAUGCAGCGCGCUGGGCAGCGAAGUCUCUUGUUGCCAAUGGCUUUUGCAAGCGGUGCCUUGUGCAGGUUUCAUAUUCAAUUGGCGUGGCGGCCCCCCUGUCGCUCUUCGUUGACUCAUACGGCACCUGUGCUAGUGGAUACACGGACGAUCAACUGCUCCGGAUUAUCGUGGAGAAUUUCGAUUUCAGACCAGGAGUCAUCCAGAGGGACCUGCGCCUGAAGGAACCCCUGUUUAAGGAACUUGCAGUGUACGGUCACUUUGGGCGUUGCCCGGAGAAGUAUGCUUGGGAGAAGCCAAUGGAUCUUUCCCACUGCAAAAAGCCCGAAGCGGGGGAAUUAUUGAAUCCGGAAUUUCAUUGGCAGGCGUCAGGCAGGGAAUAUCCUAGUUUGACUGCUUUAGCACCAGAGGUUGGCGCAUGUUGUGUAUCCACUGGGGCGCCGCUCUGCUCUUUCUUUACUGGUAUCGGUGAUAGUUAG
Molecule: messenger RNA, 1347 nt
Organism: Cyclospora cayetanensis
Lineage: Eukaryota; Apicomplexa; Conoidasida; Eucoccidiorida; Eimeriidae
Product: S-adenosylmethionine synthase
Exons: 8
Coding region: 1-1347 (448 amino acids)
Biological process (GO): S-adenosylmethionine biosynthetic process
Cellular component (GO): cytosol
Molecular function (GO): methionine adenosyltransferase activity; ATP binding
Source: RefSeq, a predicted model, not a curated record